This is a messenger RNA of Fusarium sp. VM40, 1587 nucleotides long. NCBI's taxonomy places the organism in Eukaryota, Fungi, Ascomycota, Sordariomycetes, Hypocreales, Nectriaceae. The record is from the annotation of a GenBank genome assembly.
AUGGAGAAGAAAUUCGAUGCUCACAUGGCGGAUACCACCAGCGUCGCAGAACCUGAGGCGCGGUGGCAAGGUUUGAGAAGAGUACCUGAUAACCUGCCCAAGGUUGCAUUACUGAUUUUGGCUGUCGAGCUCGGUGAGCGAUUUACCUACUUUGGUCUCUCUGGCCCUAUCCAAAACUACAUCAACAACCCAUAUGCACCAGGAUCUGAUCUCCCGGGCGCUCUUGGGAAGGGCCAGGCUGUUGCGACAGCUCUCGGUAAUUUUUUCAAGUUCUGGGCCUAUGCUUCAACAGUCAUCGGUGCCAUCGUAGCUGAUCAAUACCUUGGCAAGUUCCGAGCAAUUUGCUGCGCUUGUGUCAUCUACACCCUCGGCCUCGUUAUUCUCGUCUCAACGUCCACCCCUACAGCUAUUCUAAACAAUGCCGGUCUUGGAGGUCUCAUUGCCGCUAUGGUCACAAUCGGUCUUGGAACAGGGGGAAUUAAGGCCAAUGUAACUCCCAUGUGCGCUGAGCAAUACCAACACUCCCAUCCAAUUCUUAGGACUCUCAAGUCUGGAGAAGAAGUUAUUGUUGACCCCGAGCUUACCGUGCAGAGACUCUUCAUGUGGUUCUAUUGGGUCGUUAACAUUGGAGCUCUGUCGCCUCUUAUCACAGUCAACGUCGAGGCCCAUCAUUCUUUCUGGCUGGCAUACUUGAUCCCUUUGAUAGCCAUCCUCAUUUCUGCCUCUGUCUUCGUCGCGGGCCGCAACAAGUACAUACGCGUCCCACCAGUUGGUUCAGCCAUCCUCGAUGCUUGCCGUACAACCAGCAUCGCCAUCAAGGAGAAAGGCUUCAUAAAUGCUCGACCCUCAGUCCUCAGAGCCCAGGGCAACAGCGACAAGUAUCCGAUAGCGAGUCAAUCCAGGUAUACUGACGAGUAUGUUGGAGAUGUCCAGCGAGGACUCAAGAGCUGCAAGAUGUUCCUUUUCUUCCCAUUUUAUUUCAUCUGUUGGAAUCAGAUGUGGAACGAUCUCAUCUCCCAAGCCGGAACAAUGGCACUCCACGGGACACCUAACGAUUUGCUGCAAAACCUCGAUCCAAUUGCUCUUUGCUUCUUCAUCCCCUUCCUUGACUUGAUCGUCUAUCCCCUCCUCCGCAAGUACAAGAUCGACUUCGACCCUGUGACUCGCAUCUUUUUGGGCUUUAUGUUCGCCUCCUUCUCGAUGGCCUAUGCUUGCGUCCUCCAGCAUUAUAUCUACAAUUCCCCACCCAACAGCAUACAUGUCUGGAUCCAGGCGCCAGCAUAUAUCCUAGUGGCCUUAUCCGAAGCGUUUGUCAUCAUUACUGGUCUGGAGCUAGCUUUUACGCAGGCACCUCGCAAUCUACGCUCUGUUAUCUCAGCUCUCUUCUGGCUCACUAUUGCAGUUGCUGCCGCCAUCUGUAUCGCCUUGGGAGUCGUAUCUCAAGACCCCUACCUCGUGUGGAUGUAUGGCGCCGUGGGUAUUUCCGGGUUUAUUGCUGGUUGUGUUUUCUACAUUUGUUUUCGCAAGGGCCGAAAGCAGCCUAUCUCAAGCGAUGAGAUCGUCAUUGAAGGUACUUUAUUAAAAUAA